GGGGCUGACUUCGAAGGAAAAGGACAAAUUACAUUUUAGAAAUUCAAAAUUGGCUAAUAGAUUGGCCAAUCACAACUUAGAACGGAAAAGCUUUGCCAAGACACCCAGCAUCGUAGUUUGAAUCCCAUCGCCUUUCUGUGUCACGAGAGAAAAUAGACAACAAUGUUCGAGUUAACGUGAGAGAUUACUUUGCUCUGAAGAUGGUGGUGGAAGUGGAGAAUUUCUUUGGUGUAUAUAUGCUGUACUGCACCAACCCUAAAUUCAAAGGGCGGAUCUACAUUGGUUUCACUGUGAAUCCUGAGCGUCGCAUUGGACAGCACAAUGGGGGGCGCCAUAGAGGAGGAGCCAAGAGAACAAGUGGCCGUGGACCUUGGGAAAUGAUUUUAAUUAUUCAUGGAUUCCCUUCAGAUAUUUCUGCCCUUCGUUUUGAGUGGGCUUGGCAACAUCCACAUUCUUCACGACGCCUUGGCCAUGUGUCCCGGAAAACCAGGAAGGAGUCUAGCUUUGAUUUUCACUGGCGGGUCGUUUCACAUAUGUUACGAGUGGCACCUUGGAAACGACUGCCUCUCACUGUGAGAUGGUUGCGCCAGGAAUAUCGUCGUGAUUUUGAUCCAGCACUCCAGCCACCUCUGCACAUGCCAAUAGCAUUUGGAAGCGUCAGGGCCAAGAGGAACAAAACUUCAAGCCAAAGUGAAGAUCAACAAGAAAUACAGGCAGACAGGGGAAGGUGUUACCUGUGUAAAGAAAAAAUACAGACACCCACCCAUUCAAUUACCUGUUUCUUGCCAUCUUGCUCUAUGAUAAGCCAUGUGAUCUGUCUGGCACAGGAGUUUCUGAAAUAUGAACCAGGACAUCUUAUUCCCAUUGAAGGAAAGUGCCCGAGUUGUAAAAACCAGGUGCUGUGGGGAAAUCUUAUUCGACAUAAGAAGGGAUGUUAUGGAGACCUCGAGGAAAUUGCAUCUUCUCAGAGUCACUGGGUAGAUGAUUUGUAGUUCUGAAAAUCCUACAGCUUAAGAAUGACCAGAUCUCAUGUGAGCUGAGAAUUUGGAGACAGAGAGGUGGCAGUGCAUUCAGGAAGAAUAUUAACAUCUGCACAACAUGUCUUUCUCUGCUGCCAAUACCUUACCACAUAAAUAUGGUGGUUUUUGUUUAUGUGCUGCACAAGACUGUAUCUUUUUGUUCAUUUUUUUAAUACUACCUCUGUAAUAACCAUGAAACAUUUUCCUUUCAAAAUGUGAAUGAAUUUUGUUGAACUGGUCACAAGGUUUUACAUUUUUUUCACAAUAAUGGCAAUGACAAAUGAUAUUGUAUUUAUAUUUGUGACUGAGUCUUUAACUCUUAAGUGUAGCUUAUACAGUAUCUGUCCAUUUUUAAUAACUCUUUUAAUGACGUGUCUCUUAAUUUCCCAUUUCUUAAAAAUGUAAAUGAUGGAAAACCUUUACAAAUAUGUGGGAUGGCAGAUAAAAUUAUAUCUUCAA
Polypterus senegalus (gray bichir) is the source of this 1478-nucleotide messenger RNA. It is a transcript of the gene slx1b, whose product is annotated as SLX1 homolog B, structure-specific endonuclease subunit. Gene Ontology annotation, cellular component: Slx1-Slx4 complex. Gene Ontology annotation, biological process: double-strand break repair via homologous recombination. Gene Ontology annotation, molecular function: 5'-flap endonuclease activity; crossover junction DNA endonuclease activity. Lineage: Eukaryota; Metazoa; Chordata; Cladistia; Polypteriformes; Polypteridae. Bases 201 to 992 code for a protein of 263 amino acids. The transcript has 7 exons. The record is from RefSeq and is a predicted model, not a curated record.